Sphaerulina musiva SO2202 is the source of this 2775-nucleotide messenger RNA. RefSeq names its product phosphatidylinositol 3-kinase. Lineage: Eukaryota; Fungi; Ascomycota; Dothideomycetes; Mycosphaerellales; Mycosphaerellaceae. Bases 1 to 2775 code for a protein of 924 amino acids. The transcript is spliced from 2 exons. Gene Ontology annotation, cellular component: cytoplasm; phagophore assembly site; phosphatidylinositol 3-kinase complex, class III, type II. Gene Ontology annotation, biological process: autophagosome assembly; phosphatidylinositol-mediated signaling; autophagy of peroxisome. The record is from RefSeq and is a predicted model, not a curated record. Gene Ontology annotation, molecular function: 1-phosphatidylinositol-3-kinase activity.
AUGGAGCCGUUCACCUUUGCGAGCUCGUCCGAGCUGCACAUGCCCGUCGGCGUCAAGGUAAACCGGCUGGAAGGGUACGAGAAGCCUCUGCCCUACUCGACGCUGCUCAAGCGACCCGAUCUGCGCCACCGCGGCAGCAACCUCACCGCCAACUCCGAGCUCUACAUCACCGUCACGCCUUUUGCCGACUCCAAGCCGCUGACCGUCCCCGCCCAGACGCCUUACAAGCACUUUCGCAACGGUCGCGUCUGGAACCAGUGGCUGUCUCUGCCCAUUGACUACAGCAGUCUGCCUGCCAAUACACAGCUCGCCAUCACCCUCUGGGAUCUGUCGCCCAUCAACCCGAGCGGUGGAGACAAGAGCCAUCACAUUCCGUUUGGGGGAACCACCAUUCCCCUCUUCGACGACGAUGCCACUCUUCGAACUGGCCGGCAGAAGUGCAAGAUCUGGAGGCACAAGGCUGCCGAUGGCUUCUCCGACACCACUACCCGCUUCGACGAGCCACGCAAGCGAGGCCGCCGCAACCAGCCCGCAGAGCCGAUCGUGGUCGAUGAGAAACUGAGUCGGCGAGACGCCGAGUUGGAACGCUUAGUCUCUCUGAUGAAGAAGCAUGAAAUGGGCGAGAUAUCCGAGAGUCGGUGGCUCGAUCAAAUGGUCUUCCGCCAGGUCGAGAAGCUGGAGAGGCAGCAGAUCAAAGACUCUAUCAAGUCAAGACGUCCUGCGUUGCCAGUCAACGGUGAUACAAGUGGCGAACACUCAGAGAUGCAGUGUGCAGACGGCGAUCCGGACCACGUGGACGGCACGUUCUUCCUCUACAUUGAGUUUCCUCGAUUUGACCACCCUAUUGUAUUUACCGAUCAUGAAUACCCGCCUCCGCCCGUCUCAUCCAUACCGGCGCCACACCCGCUCAGUACCCCCGGUGUCAACUUCAAGCCACCACCUGAAGUGCAACUAGGCCCAGGAAUCCACUCCGAUGGACUGAAUGAUACAGAUGGAGGCGGGAGAUUGAUCGGAAUCUACGAUCCGGAGGUAGGCUACGCUGACAAUCCGGCCGAAACAAAGCAUCGACGACUUGUUCGAGGCCAGCAGCACGCUCUAGAUCGUGAUCUGAGGCCGAAUCCGAAGAUGCGCGAUUUCCUCAAUCGUGUCAUGAUGUACGGCCCUACUGUCGACCUGAGCGACAAAGAGAAGGACGAGGUCUGGCGCUUCAGACAUCAUCUCACGCGGGACAAGCGAGCACUCACGAAACUCGUCAAGUCGGUGAAUUGGAACGAGCCGGCCGAGAGCAAGCAGGCCAUUGCAUUGCUGCCCAAAUGGGUCGAGAUUGACAUCGAUGAUGCCCUUGAACUCCUCGGCCCCGGCGUACGAAAUCCCACUGUCCGCGCGUAUGCCGUGGAUCGGCUACGCAAAGCUGAUGACGAGGAGUUGUUGCUCUACCUAUUACAGCUUGUACAAGCGUUGAAGUUCGAACCACAACAUUCCCGAGAACAAGACGAGAGCGACUCGUCGCUCGCAUCCUUAUUGAUUGCACGAUCAGCGGCUAAUCUAAAGCUCGGCAAUUUCCUACAUUGGUAUCUCAUGGUGGAAUUGGAUCUGGGAGACGAGCAGGCCCAAUCUUCUGCAAACAAGAAGCUCUUUGCACGUGUGAGCUUCGACUUUCAAAAGGAGCUCGAAACGACAGCAGAGGGUAAGGCGCGACGACGAGUGCUCUUGCGACAAGGGGAAUUCAUCACCGUCCUCAGUAAGAUCAGCAAAGACGUGCAGUCACAGAAAGGAGACCGGUUGAGGAAGAUCGAACAUCUGAAGAAGAUGCUCGCAGACCCCAGGAACGAGCUUCUCCAUUUGGAUCCUCCAUUGCCGCUGCCACUCGAUCCAGAAAUCAAGGCCGUUGGCAUCAUUCCCGAUAACUGCAAUGUCUUCAAGUCUUCUUUGCUGCCUCUUCUGCUCAACGUCAAGACCGACACCGGAGAGGUAUAUCCCUUCAUGUUCAAAUCCGGAGACGACCUACGUCAAGAUCAACUUGUCAUCCAAAUCAUCGCCCUCAUGGACCGACUCCUUCGCAAAGAGAAUCUAGACCUCAAACUCACGCCAUAUCGAACACUGGCUACAUCACGUCUAGCAGGCGCUGUGCAGUUUAUUGCAUCUACGCCUAUAUCCGCUAUACUGACAAAUCCCAAAUAUAACAAUUCAAUCCUCGGCUACCUGAAAGCUCACAAUCCUCCCAGAUCUUCUUCGCAAUCAAUUCUCGGCGUCCGGAAAGAUGCCAUGGACAACUACGUUAAAUCCGUCGCUGGGUAUUGCGUCGUCACCUACCUUCUAGGAGUUGGAGACCGCCACCUCGACAACCUUCUCCUCACUGGAGAUGGGCACUUCCUUCACAUUGACUUUGGCUACAUUCUCGGACGCGAUCCCAAACCCAUGGCCCCCCUCAUGAAACUUUCUCGAGAGAUGAUUGAAGGUAUGGGAGGCUCCAACAAUGAACAAGAAAGCCAAUUCGAGUCUUUCAAGUCGUAUUGUUUUACGGCAUAUACAACUCUGAGGAGGCAGAGUUCUCUCAUAUUGAAUCUCUUCUCCUUGAUGCAGGAUGCGGGCAUUCCCGGCCUGGCUGUGUUCGGUGAUCAGGCUGUGAGGAAAGUGGAAGAGAGAUUCAAGCUGGACGUCAGCGAGACUGAUGCAACGAGAGUUUUCGAGGAGAUGAUCAACAGGGAGAUUGGGGCUUGGGGCCCAGUCUUGAUUGACAAACUGCACGGAUAUGCGCAGGCUUGGAAGGCUUGA